Heterocephalus glaber (naked mole-rat) is the source of this 2246-nucleotide messenger RNA. RefSeq names its product FAD dependent oxidoreductase domain containing 1 (gene Foxred1). Gene Ontology annotation, biological process: mitochondrial respiratory chain complex I assembly. The record is from RefSeq and is a predicted model, not a curated record. Lineage: Eukaryota; Metazoa; Chordata; Mammalia; Rodentia; Bathyergidae. Gene Ontology annotation, cellular component: cytoplasm.
UAUUGUGGUUCUGGUGUGACCUUCAGGGCCACGCUGGCAGGACUGUAGGCCGGCUGGGGAAACCUUGCCUGCCAGAGCUCGUAGAGCCCGGGCAGGUGUAUGGAUACCAAAGCGGCCGUUCUCAAGUGACACAUCCCACUUAAAAACGAGGUUUGCAGGGGGUGAUGGAUAUCCAAGGGUGUCUAAGAUAAGUUGCCAUUAGAGGGAGCUGCCUCGUAGUAUGCCAGCACCUCUUGGCCUGUGGGUCUGGGAUACCCUAGUAGAGAUGACCGUGCACUUGAAUAUCUUGAGUCUGGUGCUUAAGUGAGAGAGAAAGAGAUCUGUUCAGGAGAUAAACAUGUCAGGCGCUUAGCCUAGGGAGAAAGUGGAAAGUGCUAAUUCUAGGAAGUUGAAGAUUGCAGUGCCAGACAUGAUCCGUGAUCAGACAGGUUGACUGUAUAUGGACCAUACAACAAAGCUGUGAUGGUACUGCUGGACUGGGAUGGAAAGGUGUCGGAGUUUAAGAAGAAGAUCCAGUCAAUUAUGCCUGGAGAGCCCAGCAACUUGAUGUGUGACACCAAGCACCUGCCCCCUGAACACUCGGAUGUGGUAAUCGUAGGAGGUGGAGUGGUUGGCCUAUCAGUAGCCUUUUGGCUGAAGAAGCUGGAGAAGAGACAAGGUGCUAUUCGGGUGCUGGUGGUGGAACGAGACCACACGUACUCAAAGGCCUCCACAGGGCUUUCUGUGGGUGGGAUUCGUCAGCAGUUCUCACUGCCUCAGAAUGUCCAGCUCUCUCUCUUUUCAGUCGACUUUCUACGGAACAUUAAUGAGUACUUGGCUGUGGUCGAUGGCCCUCCCUUGGACCUCCAGUUCAACCCCUUGGGUUACCUCUUGCUAGCUUCAGAAAAGGGUGCUGCCGUCUUGGAAACCAAUGUGAAAAUGCAGAGGCAGGAAGGGGCCAAAAUUUCUCUGAUGUCUCCUGAGCAGCUUCAGAAGAAGUUUCCCUGGAUAAACACGGAGGGAGUAGCCCUGGCAUCUUAUGGGCUGGAGAAUGAAGGUUGGUUUGACCCCUGGUCUCUGCUUCAGGGGCUUCGGCGAAAGGUUCAGUCAAUGGGAGUCCUCUUCUGCGAGGGAGAGGUGACACGUUUUAUUACUUCAUCUAACAGCAUGAGGAACUCAGAUGGGGAAGAGGUGAACUUGAAAAGGAUCCAUGAAGUCCACGUCAAGAUGGACAACAGCCUGGAGUACCAGCCGGUGGAAUGUGCCAUAGUGGUCAACGCCGCAGGAGCCUGGUCUGGGCAGCUUGCAGAACUGGCUGGUAUUGGGAAGGGGCCACCUGGCACCCUGGAGGGCACCAAGCUACCUGUGGAACCGAGGAAAAGGUUUGUGUACUUGUGGCACUGCCCCCAGGGGCCAGGCCUGGAGACGCCCCUGGUGACAGACACCAGUGGAGUCUAUUUUCGCCGGGAAGGACUGAGCAACAACUAUGUGGGUGGCCGUAGCCCCACUGAGGAGGAGGAACCAGACCCAGCAGACCUGGAAGUGGACCACGAUUUCUUCCAAAACAAAGUGUGGCCUCAUCUGGCCCAGCGAGUGCCAGCCUUCGAGGCUCUAAAGGUUCACAGCGCCUGGGCUGGCUACUAUGACUACAACACCUUUGACCAGAAUGGUGUGGUGGGCCCCCAUCCGCUAGUGGUCAACAUGUACUUUGCUUCGGGCUUCAGUGGCCACGGCCUCCAGCAUGCCCCGGGUGUGGGGCGGGCUGUGGCCGAGGUGCUGCUGGGGGGCUGCUUCCAGACCAUCGAUAUGACCCCCUUCCUCUUCAGCCGCUUUUACUUGGAGGAGAAGGUCCUGGAGCAAAAUAUCAUCUGAGCUUGUGAGCUCCUCCGCACUGGCCCCCACUGCCAGGUCCUUCCCGCACUGCUCCGGGGCCUCAUUCCUUUCCCCACCACCCUCACUUUGGCCACACAUCCCCCACGUGGCUGGGCAGGCCAGCGGGCACAGACACUGAGCUGCAUGCCAGUAGCAAGUGACAGGGCAGGACUUUCAGACUGAUCUCUAGCCCAGGCCAUUGCCACCCAAGGUGGUCUAGGACCUCGAGUCCUGAGAGCCCAGCUGAGGACUGACUCCCUCCUGGUGCUGACCCUGAAAGACAGCCUCACUUCUGGACAGAGCACAGGUGCAGAAGCAUUGGGGUAGCCCAGCCCAGAUGUACUGCCUUUUCUGUUACCCCAGUCAUCGAUCAAUAAAUGUGGUGAACUCCUUCA